UCCAUGCUGCUUUCGACGUGAACAAAAUGAGACAUAACAUUAUUUGGCUUAUCGGUGGAUUGUUUACAUUUUAAAGAUUUGUGUGAUAUCAUAGCGGCGAGACAUAAUCGACAUUUUUAUUUAGUUUUUAUUUCUGCUGGGAAACACUGUGAACACAUUGUUAAGAUUUUGUUUUAUAUUUGUAGUCCGAUCAGCUGAUGGUUUCAUUGAUUUUGCGAGGCGGUUCAUUAUUUUGUUAUUGUGGCGUCGAUUCUUGCCUUAAAGCCACAACAUUUAGACUAGUCUUGUUUUUAUCAAACUAGUUCAGUGUGACAGCUAACAGGUCAAGGACGAAGUUUUCUUUUAUUUUUCACCAUUUUUCAAAACGUACUAGUAACAUUUUGCCGCAAAGGGAACAGGAUUCUCAUCGGCAAGCCCAAACUUUUAAAUCCUUACAAAAUUUGUGGAGCAUCGCUUUUCAAACAUUGUAGAAUGUCGACAGAUUCCAGAUAUAAUGUUGUUUUUGUGCUUGGUGGACCUGGAGCUGGAAAAGGUACACAGUGUCAACUGAUACAAAAGGAAUUUGGUUAUGUCCAUCUUUCUGCUGGAGAGCUGCUUAGAAAUGAACAGAACACAGAAGGUUCCGAAUAUUCCAAAGAGAUAGAUAAUCACAUCCGCAAUGGUACCAUUGUUCCAGUAAAAAUUACCUGUGCUCUUCUAUACAGGGCAAUGCAAGGCAGUGGUAAACAUAACUUCCUAAUUGAUGGAUUCCCCAGAAACAAGGACAAUUUAGAUGGCUGGAAUACAGAAAUGGAUAAAGUUGCUAAAAUACAAUGUGUUCUAUUUUUCAACUGUCCAGAUCAGGUGUGUGUAGAGAGAUGCUUGAAACGAGGAAAAACUAGUGGCCGUACAGAUGACAAUGAAGAAAGCUUGAAGAAAAGAAUAGAAACAUAUUAUAAGUCAACACUGCCAAUAAUUGCACACUAUAAAUCCUUGAAUCUGGUUGCAGAAAUUCAUGCAGAACAAGAUAAGACAAAGGUUUUUCAAGAUGUGAAGACGGUGUUUGAAAACUUCAAAAACAGUUAAUAAGAGCAGAACAGUAGAUGUUGGUGCUUUUUGUACCAGAUUACAAAAUUUUACUACAGCACUUUAAAAUAUAUAUAUUCUGUAAAUCAUAAAAGUAAUGCUUGAUGAUUAUUGCUUUGGGACAUGUAACAAUUCAUGUUUUUAUUAAUUAAUGCAUAUGGCAGUCGCAACAUUUAAAAAAAUGUGUACCUCAAAUUUUAACACAUGCACAUUUUUGUUGGGUGGGUGUCUUAAUUCUUGAUGUUAUCAGUGAAAAAAAAUUCAAAUAAUUAUUACACUAAUGACAUUGGCAACAGUUUAUGCAGUAAUUUUAUGAUUUACAGUAUAUUUAUUCCUUUCAUGAAAAAAAUUAUUGAGGAGAUGUUUUAACAGUAAUAUUGUCGCUUUGAAUAUUCAUUAUGUUAAUGUUAUGUUAAAUAAAAUCCAAGAAAUUGUUUA
Molecule: messenger RNA, 1503 nt
Organism: Gigantopelta aegis
Lineage: Eukaryota; Metazoa; Mollusca; Gastropoda; Neomphalida; Peltospiridae
Product: UMP-CMP kinase 2-like
Exons: 6
Coding region: 472-1065 (197 amino acids)
Biological process (GO): UDP biosynthetic process; 'de novo' pyrimidine nucleobase biosynthetic process; CDP biosynthetic process
Cellular component (GO): nucleus; cytoplasm
Molecular function (GO): ATP binding; UMP kinase activity
Source: RefSeq, a predicted model, not a curated record